Messenger RNA from Microcebus murinus (gray mouse lemur), 2709 nucleotides. RefSeq names its product hyaluronan binding protein 4 (gene HABP4). Gene Ontology annotation, molecular function: RNA binding. Gene Ontology annotation, cellular component: cytoplasm; nucleus. Lineage: Eukaryota; Metazoa; Chordata; Mammalia; Primates; Cheirogaleidae. Gene Ontology annotation, biological process: positive regulation of translational initiation; positive regulation of RNA splicing. The record is from RefSeq and is a predicted model, not a curated record.
GGGCGGAUGCCGGGAGGGACCGGACCGGGUCUGGCAGGGAGGGCGGCGGCGGAGGCGGGCAGGAUGGGUCCUCGCCGCCGGCUUUGCUGAGACUCGCUCGCGUGGGCUGCCCGCGGCGGGCCCGCAGUGGCCGCGGCGGCAUGAAGGGCGCUCUGGGGAGUCCCGUGGCCGCGGCCGCCGCCGGCUCCGCGAUGCAGGAGAGUUUCGGCUGCGUCGUGGCCAACCGAUUCCACCAGCUGCUGGACGACGAGUCGGACCCGUUCGACAUCCUGCGCGAGGCCGAGCGCCGGCGCCAGCAGCAGCUGCAGCGCAAGAGGCGCGACGAGGCGGCGGCGGCGGCGGCGGCCGGCAGCCGCGGCGGCAGGAGCCCGGCCGGGGCCUCGGGCUACAGACCCGGCGCGGGCGGCUGCCGGAGGGAGUCCCAGAAGGAGCGCAAGAGCCUCCCGGCUCCCGGCGCGCAGCAGCCGGACAGCCCCGGGGGCGGCCCGCAGCCGCCCGGCCAGAAGCGAACUCCCAGAAGAGGGGAGCAGCAAGGAUGGAAUGAUAACCGGGGCACAGAGGUGACACUUGAUAGAGCCGAGCGGAGAUCCUACAGGGAAUAUCGACCCUAUGAGACUGAGAGGCAGGCGGACUUUACAGCUGAGAAGUUCACAGAUGAAAAGCCGGUUGAUAGGUUUGAUCGAGACAGGCCACUGAGAGGACGUGGAGGCCCGAGAGGGGGGAUGCGAAGCAGAGGCAGAGGUGGUCCCGGGAACAGAGCUUUUGACACUUUUGACCACAGAGGGAAACGAGACUUUGAAAGAUAUGGUGGGAGUGAUAAAAUAGCAAUCAGAGCUGAAGACAGCAUGGGUGGAGGUGGAGUUCGCACCUGGGGAUCAGGUAAAGAUACCAGUGACAUGGAGCAGACUGCACCCAUGGAGGAGUCCACAGCGAUGGAGGAGUCACUGGGCACCCUGGAAGAGGAAUCUUCAGCCAAAGUUCCUGAGUUGGAGGUAGAAGAAGAAAAUCAAGUUCAAGAGAUGACCUUAGAUGAGUGGAAAAAUCUUCAAGAACAGACCAGACCAAAGCCUGAGUUUAACAUCCGGAAACCAGAAUCUGCUGUUCCUUCCAAAGCAGUGGUGAUUCACAAGUCAAAAUACAGAGAUGAUAUGGUAAAGGAUGACUAUGAAGAUGAUUCCCAUGUCUUCCGGAAAGCCACCAAUGAUAUCACAUCCCAGUUGGAGAUUAAUUUUGGUAACCUCCCUCGUCCCGGGCGUGGAGCCAGAGGUGGCACCCGGGGAGGCCGGGGAAGGAUCAGGAGGGCAGAGAACUAUGGACCCAGAGCAGAAGUGGUGAUACAAGACGUUGCUCCCAACCCAGAUGACCCUGACGACUUUCCUGCUCUGGCCUGAGCGAGCCGAGCCCCGUUUCCCUGGCGACCGAGCAGGGUUAGCGUACCUAUGAAGAGACUUUUCUUGCUGUGGGAAGAGAGUCAGACUCUAAGAACAAUAGAUGUUGCUUUUCCCGUGUCGUGUGAAUUUGUUGCACUUUUUUGGUGUGAGGGGAGUGGGCUAGAGGGGCUUCUCCCGAGGCUCGAGCAGGCACCUCCUGCCAGGGGGCCAGGCCAGCCCUUCCCCAGGACGGUGCAGAAUGGUGGCUGUUUUCUUAUUUGAGGAACUCAUAUGAAGUUCAGGAAUAAUGUUUAAAAUGUGUGUAUAGAGAUUGUGUGGAAUCCUCCACACAAGCAUGGAGAGUGAAGUAACUUAUAAAAUAGACUCUAUUGAGAUCACGUAGCAGGUUGUACAGAUGUCCGAAGGUUGUGUCCUUUAGCAUUAGAGGAAAUACACAGAACUCGAGCUGUUCCUUUAGAGUAGUCACAGUCUAGUUCUCAGAGAUCAAGAACUUAAAAUAUAAUUGUAUUUACCGCUUACUUGUAAAUGUUAUAUACUCUCCUAGACUAUUUUGAGUUCUGGUUUUCAUUUAACCAAUAAUUUUAAGCAGCUGUUGUGCAGCCACAGGUCACCACUCUGUGACAAAGAAUCAGAGAAAGUGUUGUUUCUAAUGGUGAUUUAAACUACCUCGAGGUUUCUGUGUGUACAUACACACACACAUAUACUUAGUGUUUGGGUGGUUUUUAGGAUGAGUGUUAAGUAUAUGAUUUUGAAAAUCAUGUUUAACUCUCUAAAUGAAAAGGGGUCCUGGCAAGACACCACCAUAUCCUUUUCUCCCUCAAAACUACUAUCAGAAUUUAGUUGCUGUGUGCUGAGGCCCUCUCUCUGCCCUUGUCCUGGCUGAGAGUUGUAAAUAGCAAAUAUUUAUGGAACAUCUAUGUUUUUCUCACUUGGUCCUUGCCCCAGUUCUAGAGCUCCUCCCUGUGGCCUGGGUGAAAGCUUGGGGUUUGGGGCUACCUCAGAGGUUCAGAAACUCGACAGAGUCCCACCGUAAGGGUGUGCCAAGCACAUCCACCCACGGGGCCUACCAGGCGCCUGAGAGGAACCGGGCGGGGAGGGCAUGGGGGCAGAGGCAGCUGUAAACCGCUGCUGGAAGCUGGAGUGAUGCUGUCCCCACUUUCCUGAAGAAACCGUGGGUGAUAUUUGCCUGUUGUCACCCAGUUCAUAUGCUUGUCAUAGAAUUUGGACCUUGGUCUCAGGAUCUGUGCUUUUCCCCACUUUGCUACACUGUCUCUGAACUGGAACCCAAGUGUAAAUAAAGGUUGGUUUUCCCUCCUAA